AUUCCACCCCAUAAAUAUCUCUUCUUCCCUUGAAGGUGUGCCAAACCGUAGAAACAUGAAUCAAGUUACCAUGCCGGAAUUCAGCUUCCCUCAACAGAGCUCAAGUAUUGGCAGCCUUACCCCUUGCUUGUCGGAGUACUGGGGUGACCUGCCGUUAAAAGUCGACGACUCCGAGGACAUGAUCAUUUACAACUCUCUCAACGACGCACUUGAUUAUGGGUGGUCUCCAUUAGAUUUAACCAGUGCUGCCGUGAAAAUGGAGCCGGCUCUUGGAGCCAUAGGCUUGGCUCAAUUGGCUCAGCCGAUAGUUUCGAGUACCACCGUCAUGCCUUCGGAAAUGGGAAGCACAUUUUUAUUUGGAAGAGAAGGAAACUGCCUCCGGAGGAUGAAUCCGAGGGUGGCUAAAGGGAGGCAUUAUAGAGGGGUAAGGCAAAGGCCAUGGGGGAAGUUUGCGGCGGAGAUUCGCGACCGAGCGAAGAAUGGAGCCAGAGUGUGGCUUGGCACAUAUGAGACGGCUGAGGAAGCGGCUUUGGCUUAUGAUCAAGCGGCUUAUAAGCUACGUGGCUCAAAGGCUUUGCUUAAUUUCCCACACCGGAUAGGCGAACCGGAGCCCGUGAGAGUGACGGCUAAGCGGCGGGAGCCGGUUCUGGGUAUGGGGGAUUUGGGUGGUGGCUCGCCCAAACGGAGGAAAGGCUUGGUGGGGAAUGAAGAUGACGUGUUGAAGGUGGGGCAUCAAAUGUGUUUAAUGCCACUUGACGAUCAUCUAUUGGUAAUUUGAGUUGUCUCUUUUAGUUGUUUGUUGUGUGGGAAAGUGGUGAGUAAUGUGGGUCUGAACUUGCAAACUGUGAAUGAUAACAUUAGUAAACAUAGUCUUGAGAGUGGUUUUUUCUUUUUUCUUUUUUCUUUUUUUUUUAAUAAAAGGUAAAAAUGAUU
This is a messenger RNA of Rubroshorea leprosula, 933 nucleotides long. The record is from the annotation of a GenBank genome assembly. Lineage: Eukaryota; Viridiplantae; Streptophyta; Magnoliopsida; Malvales; Dipterocarpaceae.